UGGGAGGCUUGCCCCUGAAAGAGCUCAUUGUAGGGAGGGAUGAGACUCUGUGCCCCCCCACCUCCUCUCCUUAAACUAGCUGGUCAGCACUGGAGGGAUUAGUGAAGGCAGCUCCACUCACCAACUCACAGACGGUGUUUGGAGGGAGGAGGAGGAGGAGGAGGAGAAGAAGGGGGAUUGAUUGCAACAAGCGUGAAUCAUGCUCGUCGUCAUUACUACCGACUGGGAGUGGAGCCGAAAUUGUGCAAGAUACGGAUAACAUAGAGGAGAGGGUCCGUGUGGAUCGAGUCAAGUUUCUCCUUGUGUUUUUUGCCGUGAAAAUGCCUCACCAGGGGCUCUGCCGCCGCUGCUGCUUCUGCCGCAGCUGCAGCCGCCGCUGCCGCCGCUCGGACCCGUCGCGUUAUGCUGCCUCCCUCACAUGUGCUUAAUGUUCAAGACGUGACCAGGAGAAAAGCUGCAGAGAAGCCAGCGACUGAGCAAGAAAACAACCAAAGGGGAUAUUAUUUUACUUAUUUUUUAUUUUUUUUAAACGCCGCGCGGAGAUUUUUUUAAACUCAAGAAGUCCCAGAGAGAGGCGCGUGUGUGUGUGUGUGUGUGUGUGUGUGUCGGGAGGUGAAAAGUUGUACUUGUUGGGCAAAGAGGAAACAUGGGGAACGCAGGGAGCAUGGACCAACACACUGAUUUCAGAGGACACAACAUGCCUCUGAAACUGCCCAUGCCCGAUCCGGGUGAACUGGAGGAAAGAUUUGCGACCGUUUUGAACUCGAUGAAUCUUCCUCCAGACAAAGCGCGACUGUUGCGGCAGUAUGACAACGAGAAGAAGUGGGAGCUCAUCUGUGAUCAGGAGCGAUUCCAAGUGAAAAACCCGCCUCACACGUACCUCCAAAAGCUGAGGAGUUAUCUAGACCCAGCAGUCACAAGGAAGAAAUUCAGACGGAGAGUUCAGGAGUCCACCCAAGUCCUGAGAGAACUGGAAAUUUCGUUACGGACCAAUCACAUAGGGUGGGUCAGAGAGUUCUUAAAUGAAGACAACAAAGGCCUGGACGUGCUGGUGGAGUAUCUUUCUUUUGCACAGUAUGCCGUCACGUUUGAUGGAGACGGUGUGGAGAAUAACCCAGAGGCUGCCAUGGAUAAGUCCAAGCCCUGGAGUCGUUCUAUAGAAGACCUACAUGGAGGAAGCACCCUGCCGUCUCCUAUCAGUGGGAACGGCAUCACACGUGCUGGACGACAUUCCACGUUACGUUGCAACACGCUGCCGAGCAGGAGAACGCUGAAAAACUCCCGACUGGUCAGCAAGAAAGACGACGUCCAUGUGUGCAUCAUGUGUCUGCGUGCUAUCAUGAACUACCAGUAUGGCUUCAACAUGGUCAUGUCACACCCACAUGCUGUGAAUGAAAUUGCACUAAGUCUCAACAAUAAAAACCCGAGGACGAAAGCUCUGGUUUUGGAGCUUCUGGCGGCAGUUUGUCUCGUGAGAGGAGGCCACGAAAUUAUUCUCUCUGCGUUCGACAACUUUAAGGAGGUGUGUAUGGAGACACAGCGGUUUGAGAGGCUAAUGGAGUAUUUCAAGAAUGAGGACAACAACAUUGACUUCAUGGUGGCUUGUAUGCAGUUCAUCAACAUAGUCGUGCACUCUGUGGAGGACAUGAACUUCAGAGUUCAUCUGCAGUUCGACUUCACCAAGCUGUGUCUGGAUGACUACUUAGAUAAACUGAAGCAUACAGAGAGCGAUAAGCUGCAGGUCCAGAUCCAGGCCUACUUAGAUAAUGUGUUUGACGUGGGAGCCCUUCUGGAGGAUGCAGAGACCAAAAACGCUGCCCUGGAGCGAGUGGAGGAGCUGGAGGAGAACAUGUCACAUAUGACGGAGAAGCUGCAGGACAUGGAGAACGAGGCCAUGUCCAAGAUCGUGGAGCUGGAGAAGCAGCUGAUGCAAAGGAACAAGGAUCUUGAAGCCAUCAGGGAAAUCUACAAAGACACCAGUUCGCAGGUACACUCACUGCGGCAGAUGUUGAAGGAGAAGGACGAGGCCAUCCAGCGACAGAGUAACCUGGAGAAGAAGAUCCACGAACUGGAGAAACAAGGCACCAUCAAAAUCCACAAGAAGGGAGAUGGAGACAUCUCCAUCCUGCCCACAACACCAUCUGGUGUGGAGGGUUUACCAGGUGCCACAGUGGGAGGAAAUGGUGCAGCUGUUGGUCCAAGUCAUGUGGGAGCCGAAGCAGUCAUUCCCACUCCACCACCACCGCCACCUCCGCCACCACCUCCACUACCAGUGAACGGCACAUUGUUAAAUGGACCAUCAUUGGCCAUUCCUGCAGCAGCAGUAGCUCCCCCACCUCCUCCACCCCCACCUCCACCUCCACCUCCUCCCCCAGGGCCAGCCUCAGAGAUUUCUGCACCUCUGCCACCUCCACCCCCUCCUGUAGCCCCCCCACUGCCCGGCUGUGGGACACCCACCGUCAUCAUGAACUCUGGGUUAGCAGCUGUUAAGAUCAAGAAACCCAUCAAGACAAAGUUCCGUAUGCCCGUCUUCAACUGGGUAGCUCUGAAACCAAACCAGAUAAAUGGGACCGUCUUCAAUGAGAUCGAUGAUGAGCGGAUACUUGAGGACUUGAAUGUGGACGAGUUCGAGGAGAUGUUUAAGACGAAGGCCCAGGGGCCGUCAAUCGACCUCUCCUUGAGCAAACAGAAGGUCAUCCAGAAGGGGCCCAACAAGGUGACGCUGCUGGACUCCAACAGAGCAAAGAAUCUGGCCAUCACACUGAGGAAAGUGGGCAAGACUCCUGAGGAGAUCUGCAAGGCCAUUCAGAUCUUUGACCUACGAACCCUGCCGGUGGACUUUGUGGAGUGCCUGAUGCGCUUCCAGCCCACGGAGAAUGAGAUUAAAAUCCUGCGGCAGUUUGAGAAGGAGCGCAAGCCGCUGGAGAGCCUGACGGACGAGGACCGCUUCAUGAUGCAGUUCAGUAAAAUCGAGCGUCUCAUGCAGAAGAUGACCAUCAUGGCCUUCAUCGGCAACUUCUGUGAGAGCGUGCAGAUGCUCACACCGCAACUCCAUGCCGUCAUCGCAGCAUCUGUGUCCAUCAAGUCGUCUCAGAAGCUGAAGAAAAUCCUGGAGAUUAUCUUGGCACUUGGAAACUACAUGAACAGCAGCAAAAGAGGAGCAGUGUAUGGAUUCAAGCUGCAAAGUUUAGACUUGCUCCUCGAUACCAAGUCAACGGAUCGUAAGCUCACACUGUUACACUACAUAGCUAAUGUGGUAAAGGAGAAAUACACGCAAGUUUCGCUCUUCUACAACGAGCUGCACUAUGUGGAGAAAGCUGCAGCCGUGUCGUUGGAGAAUGUCCUGCUGGAUGUUAAGGAGCUGAACAGAGGCAUGGAGCUGACCAAAAGAGAGUACAGCAUGCACGGCCACAACACCAUGCUCAAAGAAUUCAUCGCACACAAUGAGAGCAAGCUGAAAAAGCUCCAGGAUGAUGCCAAGAUUGCACAGGACGCCUUUGACGAGGCGGUAAAGUUCUUCGGAGAGAACUCCAAAACAACUCCGCCCUCCGUCUUCUUCCCUGUGUUUGUGCGAUUUGUUAAGGCUUACAGGCAAGCGGAGGAGGACAACGAGCAGAGAAAGAGACAAGAGCAGAUUAUGAUGGAGAAACUUCUGGAACAGGAGGCCAUGAUGGAGGAAGACCAGAAGUCUCCAUCUCAUAAGAACAAGCGGCAGCAGCAAGAGCUGAUCCAGGAGCUCAGGAGGAAACAGGUGAAAGACAGCCGCCAUGUCUACGAAGGCAAAGAUGGAGCCAUUGAAGACAUUAUUACGGCCCUAAAGAAGAAUAAUAUUACUAAAUUUCCAAAUGUCUACUCGAGGGUAAGGAACUCCUCCAGUAGCACCCCUGUAGUGGUGGAUGUGUCCCAAACCUGAUUUGAGGAAUCAGCCUUACAGGCGAGCAGACGCUGUGCGGAGGAGUGUCAGGAGACGCUUUGACGAUCAGAACCUGCGGCCGGUGAACAACGGCGAAGUGGUCAUGUGACGAGGGAACAGUGAAUGUGCUGGGGGCGGGGGUUUCGAUGCAGACGGAUGCAGAAGGAUGAGAAGUGAAAGAUGACAAGUGUUGAUGUAGCAACCACAGAGAUGAGUAUGUAUACAUAUUACAUAAGAAUACAGGUUAUUCCAUGUCUGUGGUGCAGUAGCUUUUCACUAUGAAGGACUGGGACACGUAUGGGACUGAAUUUAAAGGGUCUGAAAGGUUGAUUCGCAAACCUUAGACAAGCCAAGUGCCUGAAGUUAUUUUUGUGGGCUAAUGUUACGCUGUCUUCUUUUUGUCUGAUGGCUGUUUUUGUUUUUAAAUACUUCCCACUUCAAGCAAUACGACUUGACCUGGCUUUAAUUUUAAAAGGUGUGUAAAAGUGGACUCGCAACGGCCCCAAGAGCCACGUGAAGACAUGCCUGUAGAAUGUAUGGGACGCGUUCCCUUUAGCUGUUACAUCUUUUAGAGUCGACUUCGACACUCAGUAAUAUCUCAGUACAUUCCAGUACUCCUUUCCAUUCCUCAUACUACAUAGACGUGCUACUUUUCUUGGACAUCUCACAAGGCUUUUCAACUUUGACUAAAAAAGGGCUGAUUAACACGCAUGAAGAUCAGAAAAUCAUUAAAAUACUUCAUUUGUACUAAAGUAAAAGGUAUAAGGCUGAUGAAGAAUGCAGUAAUUCAUGUCAAAAUGAGGCCUGGCUAAUGUGAAGUGUAUGCAUUCGGGGUCUCCAUUUAAAAACGUUGCUUUUCUGUAGCAGCACAACAAAUAAAUCAAAUACAGAGCAAAUGAGCCAGCAACAUAAAACACAUUUUUCUACCAAACCUAGAAACUGGAUGAAAAAUACUGAACCCAACUGGAUGAACUCGUUAUGAAAACUGGAUGUAACUUUGCAUUUCAUCUCUGUCAACUUUUUUUUUGUUUGUUUUUUUUUUUAUUUUACAGCUCAAUUAUAUUCCAGGCUACUGUGUCUACUCACUUUGUUGUAAUUUUGAUGUAUAGUAUUUAACCACUGAAAGGAUUCCUUUAAGCUCGUGUUUUCAUCUAAAUGUGUGUCAUUAAAAACAUGACAAAACAAAAAGUACACAACACAAUUAAGUUUCCUAAAUGUACAGAUAUUUUGCUACAAACCAUGUUUUUUUUUUAUUACUUAAUUCACAUUAGCAGAUGGUUAAUAUUGUACAUAUUGUUUAAACAAAAGUUUUCAUUGCCUUGUGCUAUUCAACUUGAAUGUUAUUUUAACUUAUAGUUUCCAUUUUUGUAUAUUUAAUUAAGCCAAAUGAAUCUACAGUAGUGUAUUAAAUCAUUGUGUCUCACUGUCACGCAGGAGGCAGCGAAUCACUGAGUUUGCUUGUCGGUGUGCCACACGGGCGCCAAAACCAGCUAACGAAGGCAUGUUCUGAUGCGCAAGUGUUGGGAGUAUUUGAACAAACACUUGAGUCACAUUGUAAGAAAUGAGACAAUAUAUUAAAUAUACUAAACAAAGGUAGUUUCUGUUAAGCUGUGAGUAGCUGGUUUUCGUGGCUUUGUGACACACCUUCCUGUUGAUUUUCUCCACUGAAGCAUGUGCUGCCAUCAUCUCUUUUUCUCUCAACUUCACUGUCUGUUAUUAGUGACAUUUCUCUAACUGGAUAAUACUGGCAUGUUUUUUUGUUUUGUUUUUUUUUUUUAAACUUUCACCAGAGAUGUAUUUUAGGCAGUUUGUGCUCAUUACAAAAAUAACAAGCCUUUUUAAAAUUAGGUGAUAUGAGAUUUUCAACGAAUAUGAUCCAAUAAAGUAUUUACACUGAA
Molecule: messenger RNA, 5811 nt
Organism: Scatophagus argus
Lineage: Eukaryota; Metazoa; Chordata; Actinopteri; Scatophagidae
Gene: fmnl2a
Product: formin-like 2a
Exons: 27
Coding region: 647-3913 (1088 amino acids)
Biological process (GO): regulation of cell shape; cell migration; cortical actin cytoskeleton organization
Cellular component (GO): cytosol
Molecular function (GO): actin filament binding; small GTPase binding
Source: RefSeq, a predicted model, not a curated record